Populus nigra (black poplar) is the source of this 914-nucleotide messenger RNA. RefSeq lists its product as uncharacterized. Lineage: Eukaryota; Viridiplantae; Streptophyta; Magnoliopsida; Malpighiales; Salicaceae. The record is from RefSeq and is a predicted model, not a curated record. The transcript has 3 exons. Bases 101 to 661 code for a protein of 186 amino acids.
ACCGCUUGAAACCACAGCACUCCUCGUUUCCUCAUCAAUUUAUCCCCUCCUUUUCUUCUUCAGGGCUCACACUUUUAGAGAGAGAGAGAGAGAGAGAGAGAUGGGGAAUUGUCAAGCCAUAGAUGCAGCAACACUAGUGAUUCAAUACCCAAGUGGAAAAGCAGAGAACUUUUAUUGGCCUGUGAGUGCUAGUGAGGUUAUGAAGAUGAACCCUGGUCACUAUGUUGCUCUUCUCCUCUCCACCAACUUGUAUCCAACCAAUAACAAUGGAGAAUGCCCCGCCAACACCACCGCUAACAAUACUCCUUUGAGGGUCACACGAAUUAAGCUUCUUAGACCUACUGAUACUCUUGUUCUUGGCCAUGUUUAUAGACUCAUUACCAGUCAAGAGGUUAUGAAAGUUUUAUGUGCAAAAAAACAAGCUAAGCUGAAGAAAAAUGAGCCGGGAUCCGAAGAGAAACCUGAGAGGGUGAAAGAAAAGCAGGGAUCAGGACUGGAUACAAAAGCUAGACGAUCUGAACAACAGAAGGAAAAUCAGGUGACCAAAAAUGAAAGAAGCAGACCGAAGACGACAACAUCAACCAACUCUGCUGCCAUAGCCAGAUCAAGAGCAUGGCAACCCUCAUUACGAAGCAUUUCAGAGGCUGGCAGUGGCAGCUAAUCAUAUGUUCCUUCCAUGAGAUACAUGAGGAUCAAACACAUGGGCUUGCCAGCAAAAUCCAGGCUUGCUUCAACCUGCAACAUCUAAGACAGAUAAUCCAUGGAGGCAGGUAGCUACAGGGACAGAUUAAAGUAUAUCUUCCUUCAAGUACAGAUUUGGCUAAUGCGGGCAUACUUUGUAUAGCAAAAGGUGGUAUCUUAAUCAUGGUUGUAACUUAAAGAACUGCUCUUUUGAAAUGAAAUCAAACUUUGUC